Trichosurus vulpecula (common brushtail) is the source of this 3074-nucleotide messenger RNA. Its product is annotated as mitochondrial uncoupling protein 4-like. The transcript has a single exon. The coding region runs from base 161 to 1129 and encodes 322 amino acids. Gene Ontology annotation, biological process: response to cold. NCBI's taxonomy places the organism in Eukaryota, Metazoa, Chordata, Mammalia, Diprotodontia, Phalangeridae. The record is from RefSeq and is a predicted model, not a curated record.
CUCGGGGGAUCGUUGGGCGGACUUCUCGGGGGAUCGUUGGCCUGAGCUCCGCGGGAGAUGGUUCUGACCCGGCAGCUCGCUGUUUGAGAUAGGGCUGCCCACCGUUGGGAGACAAGCCGUCAGGUAAGAGAAGAGGGGUUUAAGCUUGACUUGUUGCUGAAUGUCCCGCCAGGUGGAGGAAGAGAGAAGUUUGGCACUCGCUCAGAGAUGGCCCAAAACAAGCACAUUCAUACUGUCCUCCUUCGCGUCUAUCGUGGCCGAGGUAGCAACCUUUCCCCUUGAACUCACAAAAACUCGACUCCAAAUCCAAGGAGAAGCUGCACUUAACUGUAACCGUUUUUUCAAAGACAGAACCCCCUACCGGGGCAUGAUAAAAACAACCAUUGGCAUCAUACAGGAAGAAGGCUUUCUAAAACUUUGGCAAGGAGGAAUACCUGCCGUUUAUAGACAAAUAGUGUAUUCUGGGUUCCGAAUGGUCAUCUAUGAAUAUCUUCGUGACUCUGUUUUUGGGAAAUCCGAAGAUAACAAAUAUCCUCUUUGGCAGUCAGUCAUAGGAGGAACACUGUCUGGUGCAUUAGCUCAGUUUUUUUCUACCCCUGCUGAUCUAGUGAAGAUUCAAAUGCAGAUGGAAGGAGUAAGGAAACUUCAAGGAAAGCCUUUACGAUAUCGUGGUGUGCAUCAUGCCUUUCUCAAAAUCUUGAAAGAGGGAGGAGUGCGUGGCCUUUGGAUAGGAGGGGUGCCAAACGUCCAGAGAGCUGCCUUGGUGAACAUGGGAGAUUUAGUCACUUAUGAUUCAGUGAAGCGCUUGUUAUUACUGAACACAUCACUUGAAGACAAUAUAAUGACUCAUAGUUUGGCAAGUAUAUGUUCUGGAUUUGUAGCUUGUCUUCUGGGAACACCAGCUGAUGUCAUCAAAAGCCGAGUGAUGAAUCAACCAAUAGAUGAAAAAGGAAAGGGACUGGUGUAUAAAUCCUCAACUGACUGCUUGAUUCAGAGUGUAAAAGGUGAAGGAUUUCUGAGUCUAUAUAAAGGCUUUUUACCAGGUUGGCUGCGAAUGAUGCCUUGGUCAAUGGUAUUCUGGCUUACUUAUGAAAAAAUCAGACAGAUGAGUGGAGUAGAUCCAUUUUAAGACUUUAAAAAAAUAUACAUUCAACAUCAUUAAAAUGUGGGUAUUCAUAGAGUGUACCUCAUGCUAUUACCGCCAUUUCAGGAAGACACUAUUUCAUCAAGAAUGUACUUUGUUCGGUGGCAGCCCUAUUUUCCUUCUCAAGAUCCAAGUAUCCUUGGCCCCUUCUCUUGCUCCAGGAAAGGCUCUAUGUAUAUAAGAGUGUUACCUAUUGAGCUCCAAUCCAACAUUUUCUAAAGAAUCUGAUCCUGGAUCCUGACCACCCUACAACCUCGGAUCUAGUCUCUGGGACAGUCAGUUGGAUGCUACAAGGCAGCUUCAAGGAGUCCCAGUCAAGCAGCUGCUCAGACAGAACAUGAAAGAAAGCAUAUGUCUCUCUCAAAAUAUGCACAGCCAGGGAAGUCAGUCUUCUCAGCAAUUAAAGUGUGAAAAUGCACUUAAAAAUGAGAUGAAUGAAAAAGGUGAUGAAUAGAGAUGCUGAGUUUCUUAAAUGUAGGAUGGAGUUGAUGAAUCUCUCCUAGAAGAAAGAUAAGGAUGAAAACUGAGUCUACUAUUACUUCAACAACAAAUAGAUCUGCCUUAAAUAGCCGAAAUUCCAAGACAAAGAAGUUAAUGAAUUGUAGUACCUGGAGAAAGAGCAAACACAGAAAAGCAAUCUUGGGGAAAACAGAUAAAGGGCCACCCUGGCAUAUGUCCUAUUUAAAUUUUUAACUAUUCUAUAGCUCUAAGACCUUUUAUUCUUUAUGGUUAAUUACUGAAUUUUUACAUGUUAACUAAAGCUUAUCUGUAUAUGUUUUUUUUUUCUCCUUCUGCUCUGAUCAGCCCUUCAGAGGUAUUUACAAACUGAGGCUGCUACUGGAAAUAAGUCAAAGUUGGCAUGCUUCCUUCUUUCUAUUAACCUCUACUCAGAGAUACCAUACAUUACUAAAAAAAAGUUAGCUAUCAUUCUAAGCUAGGGUCUCAUAAUUUGACCAGGUCAUUUACUCUUAUAAAAUAGUAAAUUGGUCUUUGUUCAUGGCUAAUAACCCACAAUGGCAUACUCUCUUUUUCAGUUUAUUUUUUCUGACCUAUGUAAUGCUCUUUUACCCAUUGCUCCUUAAGGAAGUAACAUCAUUACCAUGGAACAAAAUAAAACCUAAAAUGAGAUCAGAGUCACAGCUCUGGCCUUGUUAUGAUGUAAGCACCUGAGCCAACCAGCCAUAAUGAGACUGACCACCUUGGAGAUCAUAGGAUCAGUUAAACACUAAAAGAUUUACCAAUAAUGUAAUGAUAGCAUUUAUGUGUAUUUAGUGCCUUUUUACCGAAGUCCUACCUAUUGUCCUGGGGUUUCCAAAUUUAUGCCUCUUGGGGUUUUCUAGUAGUAUACAGUCAGUUGCAGAAAGAGUACUUUUCUUUCUUUAGACUUUUAGAUGACCUAAAUUUUCAUGGCUUUUGUCACAAUUUAUUCAAAUGAAUUAGGUUAAAAUAUUUAACAAAAUGUGCAUAUAAAUUCUUAAGUGUCUGAACCUGAAUAGUUGGGUAUUUUAACUCUUUUUGACUUGUGACUUCUUAAGUCAAAACCAAAUGAGAACCAAAAAAUUUAGUCAGCUUUGUUCUUUGGUCACCAAGAAUUAAUAGUGAUGUUUAGUGUCUAUCUCUAACAUAUAGAUGAUUCACAGUAAAUCAAAGUGACCACACUUUUUAUUGUCUUGCCCAUGUUCAUUUAGACAUAAACAAAUUGGGGCUCCUUUUAUCCCUCACAAUCUCACAUUUUUACUGUCAUGGUACAUAAUAGCAAGUGUUCAGAGUUAUCUAUCAUCCUUCAUAUUUUUAUUUUAAAUCCAUUUUAAUUUCUUCUCCAACUUGGUAAAUUGUAAUAAAUCUUUUUCUUAAAUAUAGUUCUCUUUUAACAUGGAUUCACUUCUGUAGCUUCCAAUAGUCAAAUAAAUGAAAUUUCUUAAAUCUUCCU